This is a messenger RNA of Fusarium coffeatum, 1866 nucleotides long. RefSeq lists its product as uncharacterized. NCBI's taxonomy places the organism in Eukaryota, Fungi, Ascomycota, Sordariomycetes, Hypocreales, Nectriaceae. Gene Ontology annotation, biological process: GPI anchor biosynthetic process. Bases 1 to 1866 code for a protein of 621 amino acids. Gene Ontology annotation, cellular component: endoplasmic reticulum. The record is from RefSeq and is a predicted model, not a curated record. The transcript is spliced from 4 exons.
AUGGGUCCCCUAGCUUUCCUCAGCAAGCUCUACGAUCAUGACACUCUCGACACCCGCUUUACCACGUCCUCUUCUACUCCCUACCAGAAGGUUAUCGAAGUGCGGUUGGAUCCUAGUAUAAAGAAGGAGUCUGCCUCAAAAGAGAAGAGCCGAGCGCAACCGUCGAAAUGGAAUACUCCCGAGUUCUACCUUUACUACAUUGUCUUUGCUUUUGCCAUCCCGUAUAUGUUCUGGAUCACAUAUGAUGUUUCGCGAGAAACCGACCCCCGAUACCCCAAGUUCCAGAAAUGGCUAUCUCCUGGCUGGAUUCCAGGACGCCAGAUCGACAUUUCCGAUUCGCAAUAUGGCUCAUUCCGCGAGAACUUGCCCUACAUGGGCUCCCUUCUUCUUUUCCAUCCGCUGUUGAGGAAAGCCUGGAACAAGUUCGCCCCACUCCCCGAAAGAAGCCAAGGAGGACGCCGCCGACUCGAUCAACGAGCAUCCUUCGAUUUCCUGUUCGCAUUCAUAUUUCUGUUCGUUCUGCACGGCCUCUCAGCGUUCAAGAUCUUCUUCAUCCUUUGGUUAAACUUCCAGCUGGCCACCAAGCUUCCGCGACGAUAUGUUCCCGCUGCUACCUGGAUCUUCAACAUCGCAAUCCUAUUUGCCAAUGAGUUGACUGAGGGAUGGAGGUUCCGGGUCAUGUUUAGCUAUAUCUCACCCCCAGUCAUGGGCUGGUAUAAGGGCAGGGAGAGGUUGCUGAACUCGAACCUGAUGAACCUAGGAGCCAGGAUGGAUGGUACUUUCCAAGGAAUUCUGGCACGGUGGGAGGUUCUCUUCAACAUUACCAUUCUACGUCUUGUUAGCUUUAACUUGGACUACUACUGGAGUAUCGACCGCGGUAACUCAAAUGCACUCGAGAAGAAGCAACUGGAUCCAGCAAACCUCUCCGAAAGAGAUCGUGUCAGCAUAUCCGCUGAACCCCGAGACUUCACGUUUCGCAACUACGUGGGCUAUGCUAUUUAUGCGCCUCUUUACCUGACAGGACCUAUCAUCACGUUCAACGACUAUAUCUCACAAUGCAAGUACCGAGCUGCCAGCAUUGAGACAAACCGUACCGUUCGUUACGGUAUUCGUUUCGUUUUGGUGUUACUGUCCAUGGAGGUAAUUCUGCACUACGACUGGGUCAACGCAAUCAGCAAGGGAAAGCCUGAUUGGAGUUCCUACACAGCAGCACAACUAUCUAUGUUGUCAUUCAUGAACCUUCACAUCAUCUGGCUCAAGCUCCUGCUUCCCUGGCGAAUGUUCCGACUCUGGUCAUUGGUUGAUGGAAUUGACCCGCCUGAGAACAUGGUACGAUGUGUGAGCAACAACUACAGCACACAGCUCUUCUGGCGAGCGUGGCACCGCUCGUACAACCGCUGGUUGAUCAGGUACAUUUACAUACCCCUGGGAGGUUCAUCGUUCCGCAACUGGCGAACUACCGCGCGAUCUAUUGUCACGUUCCUUAUGGUGUUUACCUUUGUGGCACUAUGGCACGACAUUCAGCUUCGUCUGCUGAUUUGGGGCUGGUUGAUUGUGCUGUUCAUGGUACCCGAGUGGACUGCUGCUGCUCUGUUCCCCAAGAGCAAGUGGGAGCAUCGACCUACAGCGUACCGUAUGCUGUGCUGCGUCGGAAGCGUGGGUAACGUUCUCAUGAUGAUUUCCGCCAAUUUGGUUGGGUUUGCUGUUGGAUUAGAUGGAUUGCAAAGCAUCAUUCAGAGCAUUAUGCAUGACUGGUCAGGACUCAUUUUCCUUGUUACAGCUUGCUCUUGUCUAUUUGUUGGUAUUCAGGUCAUGUUUGAGAUUCGUGAGUCCGAGAAGCGACGUGGAAUUUUGGUCAAGUGCUAG